Messenger RNA from Paraglomus occultum, 632 nucleotides. Lineage: Eukaryota; Fungi; Glomeromycota; Glomeromycetes; Paraglomerales; Paraglomeraceae. The record is from the annotation of a GenBank genome assembly.
UUACUGCCGUUGAACAAAAACUAGAAGGCGAUUUCCGUUUCACUCAUGCAAGUGUUAAUAUUUCACGCAUCAUUGCACACUCGGAAGAGAUUGCUUUCUAUGGUGGCGGCGAACGUGAGAAAGUUGUGGUUAAUGGGAGUUUUGACAAGAUCGUCCGUCACGUUAAGAAAACCUACAGAUUGCGAUUCGCCAAUGGAAUUAUUGAUUCUGUCUUGGUGAAAUAUUGCGCGACCAUGACGGCGUACUAUUUGCUAGCAAGGCCUGUCUUUAAUCCUAAAUAUGCUACGGACUUCAUGGGCAAGUUAGAUGCUGAUCCAACAAAGAUUAUGGAAGAUUAUUCAAGGAACUCAGGAUAUCUUGUUAAUCUCUCGCAGGCUGUUGGACGGCUGAUUUUGGCAGGGCGUGAUUUAACUAGAUUCGCUGGUUAUACGUCACGCGUGGCUGAGCUUUUUGAUGUGCUCGAGGAUGUUAACAACGGUCGUUAUGAAAGGGCUAUGGUCAGCAAGGAUGUAAAUGAGGCGAACACUGUGAAAGCUGUAACGCCCAGUGAUCUUAAGGGAAGGGUGACCACACAAGACGGUGUCAUUGUUUUUGAAAAAGUGCCUAUAAUUACACCAAAUGGGGAUGUCUUG